Penicillium malachiteum is the source of this 1092-nucleotide messenger RNA. RefSeq lists its product as uncharacterized. The record is from RefSeq and is a predicted model, not a curated record. Lineage: Eukaryota; Fungi; Ascomycota; Eurotiomycetes; Eurotiales; Aspergillaceae. Bases 1 to 1092 code for a protein of 363 amino acids. The transcript has 3 exons.
AUGAUCUUGGAGGUUCGAUCAAACUCGACGCUGUCGCAAGCGUACCUAGAUGCGAACAUCGGAGACCGCCUAACUGGCGUUGCGGCUGCUAUGCUGCCGAUCACUCUUUUCUUUUUAGCGUUGCGGUUCUAUUCUCGCUCUCUAUCAAGAACACCGUGGGGUCUGGAUGAUGUAUUGGCCGGCGCUGGAGGAUUUGUUGCAGUGGGAUUAUCUGCACUUGCCCUCUGUUUUGUGAAAUAUGGUGGCGUUGGUCGUCAUCUAGAAGCAUUGGCAAUGCAAACACCCAGCAGAGAGCCGAAAUAUUUUAUCUGGCUGCUGGUAGUCUCGACUUACUACUACUCGACAGUCGCCAUCCCCAAGCUAGCCGUUCUGGCACUCUAUGGACGUCUCUGGACCGUGAAUCCAUACAGGUCUAUAAUCCUGAUAUUGGCAGCAGUCAUUACCCUGACUGCUGUGGUAUCUGGUAUCAUGUGUUUGAAUAUGUGUCGGCCAUUCAAGGCUAAUUGGGAUACCUCAAUUGGCACAUGCUAUGACAAACAGGCAUUUUUCCUGUGGGCAUCAUUGCCGAAUAUCAUUACGGACGUGGUCAUGCUUGCGAUGCCUGUCCCCAUUGUCUGGAACUUGAAUGUUACUAUGAAGGUGAAGCUUGGUCUGAUCCUGACGUUUGCAACUGGUAUCCUUGGCCUGGUUACCUCAAUUAUGCGAUUCAUCAUCUUCGCUGAAGGAAACGCUGUGCAGGAUGGGUCGUGGAGUUCCACGGAUCUAAUGGCCUGGAGUGUCGCCGAACCCGACAUCUACCUAAUUAGCGCUUGUCUUCCUACAUUCCGACCUUUAUUGACAAGGAUAUUCGGUCGCGAGGGCUCGACUGCGAAUUCGAAUUCACGAUAUGCGGACCGAUAUGGAGGGUCAGGACCCUCAGCAGGUAAUAAUUCCAAGGGGAACAAUACCGCCUUGGAAUCUGCGAUGUAUGGGGACGAGGUUGGGCUUGUGUCAUUUAUUGGCAAAGAGUCAAAUACGAGUCAGGAUGAGCGUAUAGGUGAUAGUGGCAUCUAUGUAUCACGAGAGGUCAAUGUGCAAGUCAGCAAUCACUAA